This is a messenger RNA of Neopsephotus bourkii (Bourke's parrot), 1059 nucleotides long. It is a transcript of the gene NIT1, whose product is annotated as nitrilase 1. Bases 145 to 1059 code for a protein of 304 amino acids. Lineage: Eukaryota; Metazoa; Chordata; Aves; Psittaciformes; Psittacidae. The transcript is spliced from 6 exons. Gene Ontology annotation, molecular function: hydrolase activity, acting on carbon-nitrogen (but not peptide) bonds, in linear amides. The record is from RefSeq and is a predicted model, not a curated record.
UUCCGGCGGGAAGCGGAAGCAAGGCGAGGCGGCCGCCAUGUUUGUGUAGGGCAACGGAGCCGGCGCUGAGGCGCUGCCGGCGCCAUCUUUGUUGCGGGCGCGGGGGGGACUUCGCUCCGGGCCCCGAGGUGCCGCCGGUGGCGCAUGCUGAGCGCUCUGUGCCGCCUGCCCCCCCUCAGUGCCGGUGCUGCCCUGUGCCGCGCCAUGGCCACGAAGCCGCUGGUGGCCGUGGGCCAGGUGACCUCCACACCGGACAAGGAGCAGAACUUCACGGCCUGUGCCGGGCUGGUGCGGGAGGCGGCUCAGCGCGGUGCCUGCCUCGUCUUCCUCCCCGAAGGCUUCGACUACAUCGGCUGCGACCCAGCCCAGACCCUCAGCCUGGCCGAGGGGCUGGAUGGGGCCCUCAUGGGGCGCUACGCGGAGCUGGCCAGGGACUGCGGUGUUUGGUUGUCCUUGGGUGGCUUCCAUGAGCGCGGCCGGGAUUGGGCGACCACGCGGCGCAUCUACAACUGCCACGUGCUGCUGGACUCCACCGGUCACCUGGUGGCUGCGUACAGGAAGACCCACCUGUGUGAUGUGGAGCUGGAGGGACGCGUGUCCAUGAAGGAGAGCAGCUUCACCAACCCCGGCACUGAGAUCGUGGCACCGGUGAGCACACCGGCAGGCAAGCUUGGCCUCUCCAUCUGCUACGACUUGCGGUUCCCUGAGCUCUCGUUGGCACUGCAACGCGCCGGUGCCGAGAUCCUCACCUACCCCUCGGCCUUCACCGUGCACACGGGCUCAGCGCACUGGGAGGUUCUGCUGCGUGCCAGGGCCAUUGAGACCCAGUGCUACGUGGUGGCGGCAGCCCAAACCGGGAAGAACCACGAGCACCGGACGUCCUAUGGCCACUCGUUGGUGGUGGACCCGUGGGGGGCUGUGGUGGCUCAGUGCCACGAGGGGCCGGGGCUCUGCUAUGCAGAGAUUGACCUGGAGUACCUGCACCGCAUCCGGCGCGAGAUCCCGGUGCAGAGCCACCGCCGGCACGACCUCUAUGGCACCGUGGGGAUGGUGCCAUGA